Messenger RNA from Salvelinus sp. IW2-2015, 3027 nucleotides. RefSeq names its product methionine adenosyltransferase II, alpha-like (gene mat2al). Lineage: Eukaryota; Metazoa; Chordata; Actinopteri; Salmoniformes; Salmonidae. Gene Ontology annotation, cellular component: methionine adenosyltransferase complex; cytosol. Gene Ontology annotation, biological process: S-adenosylmethionine biosynthetic process. Gene Ontology annotation, molecular function: ATP binding; methionine adenosyltransferase activity. The record is from RefSeq and is a predicted model, not a curated record.
AGUCCCAAAGAAGUUAAAGCAGUCGAAUCGCUUAUGCGGAGGCGAUUAAAAUAAUUGAGAAACAAGUGAUGCUAGUGAAGAUAUAGUAGUGGAUACACCACAGCCUGAAGUAAAUGUUUGCUGCCAGACAGAAUAAAACCUGUGUGUCUUUAAAAAGGAGAUUUUUUUUGGCAUUCAUUGCCACAGUUAGAAACUGUAGAGCACAAAGAACUCAAAAAAACUGGACAUUAUUGUGGCUGUGGCAGAAAAGUUUUUGGGACUCAAGGAUUUUACAUUGAAGACUUGCAAGAGGUACUGGCGCGGGAAGACCUGCCCUGGUACUGGCGCGGGAAGACCUGUUCCCCUUGAGCCUGUGUAGGGAUCAGAUCUGUUUCAUUAAUUUAUUUUUAACAGAAAAGUUGUUAUAUUUUAUUAUUUUUUGGGGGGGAAUCCUGUUUCCAUCCCGUGUAGUUGGUGUCGGGAUGCACAUUAAAUUGUGUGGUCGCCAAGAUGCCGUAGAAGACGUUUCGGGCAGGACAGAGAAAGGAUUAAACAAUUUUGUGACAGCCAGGAAGAUACAACUUGGAAUGKUAGCUAAGAUGCUUAACUUAUCAUGAAGUUAGCAUGCCAAUAGGACGAACUCCACAACAACUGAACAUAGUUGGCUUGCACCRCCUGGAUAGCUAGCRUUAGCCGGCUAACGUUACUGCUGACUAGUAGCAGGCUGGCUAGCUAGCCCUACCUGGCUACUGGCUAUAGUCAUGCUCGCUAGUAGUAGYUAGUKGAAGUAAGWUAGUCYCUCGACCAGCUACAAGAUGAAACUGCCCGGCCAGAGGUACCUGCUGCAGAAAGGUGAGAUUUCUACAGUACUUUCUGUAGCUAAUUUAGCUAGAUAGUCUGUCUGGCUGGUGCUUAUUGACUGAGUAGGCUAAUAAYGAACUGCAGUUAUUGUGAAUGGUUACCCAUCUGGCCCUUUGCAUAGCUAUUUCUUACACAUUCAAUACAACUAUAUCCAGUUAGCUAYAGUCAAUGCUGAUAUUGUGUGUGUAUAUGUGGGGGGGGGGGCAGAAUGUGCCUGCAAAAGGACAGACGGCAUCUGAGUAGAUCAUCAACUUCAUCCAGUUACAUCAGCCAAUASAGUAAGUUACAAUCGGGGUCUGCCCUGACAGUCCUGACGAACGACGGAGAGGACUACAUCUUCACCACGGCAAACAGAUCCCUCUGUCCAGACCUUCAGUUCUGUUACCGGUACAAGAAAUUCACGACCUACUUCCAUCAACUGUUCAGUCGUCUAGAGUGUUGAGCAGUCAGCUAUCGGGAGGAGCUGCCAACCUGAGGGAGUGACACCAAUAAGGCAGCAUGCGAAUCCUUCAGGGUAAAAUCCUCCAGAGGACAAAAGUGUUAAAUCUCCCUGCGCCUGGAGGUUUACUAUGAGGCACGGGUGACUGACGUUGUCCUUGGCCGCUGGGAAACGUUCCAGCACUCACAUCUUCUGGCCCAGGAUAGUAGCGUCAACCCAUCUGACAUCGAGCAGGUGUGGGGAGAAGCAGUACAGGGUGAAGGGUACCACACCAGGCCAGACCUAUACUGUGGACAUGCAUUUGUCCAGUAGGGCUCACGGGAGCUCCAUGCAGACACCAGGCUGCUGUGGUCCAGAUAUACAAAUGCCUGUCCAGCAACUUCCUCCUGACAUCAUCGGAGAUGAGGGAUGAGUUGCUGAAGACAACAGGAGAUGGAUACCCUUUCACUACCCGUGGUGUGGGAAAAGGAUACAUCAACACCCUGGAAAGAUGUUUGUGGUGCACUCACUCAUAACAUGUUUUUGAGUGAUUAAUGAGUAUCAUCUUCAAGGUUGAUAAGAAGCCAUCAGUUACAAGUCAAAAAUACAGAUUAAGGCCUUCAAUCAAACUGAGGACAGAGAAAUAUGUGUGCACCGGGUCAAGGCUUCUUGCAUGCAUCACUUUUAGAUGGUUUGACUAUAAGACGUGUAACGUGCUGGUGGCCCUAGAGCCCCAAGCAGAGGAGAUAUCAGUAUGUGUGUUUGAAGGCAAGGAUCAGGAUGACAUCGGAGCCGGAGAUCAGGGCCUGAUGUUUGGCUAUGCUACAGAUGAGACAGAGGAGUGUAUGCCUCUCACCAUCCUACUGGCCCACAAACUCAACCACAAGAUAAAGGAGCUGUCUGCCAACGGGGAGUGUCCUUGGAUCAGACCGGACUCUAAAACUCAGGUUACAGUGGAGUACCGUGAUAACAGUGGGGCCAUGGAGCCGGUGCGUGUCCAUACAGUGGUCAUCUCUGUGCAGCACAGCCCUGAUGUCAGUCUGGAAGAGAUACGCCGUAGCCUGAUGGACAGCGUGGUCCGGAAGGUCAUCCCUGCCCGUUACCUAGACGACAAGACCAUCUACCACCUGCUUCCAAGUGGGAAGUUCCUUCUGGGUGGACCUCAGAGUGAUGCAGGACUGACAGGUCGUAAGAUCAUAGUGGACACCUAUGGAGGGUGGGGAGGGCAUGGUGGAGGGGCCUUCUCUGGAAAGGACUACUCUAAAGUGGACCGCUCUGGGGCCUAUGCAGCCCGCUGGGUGGCCAAGUCUCUGGUGAAAGCCAAGCUCUGCCGGAGAGCCUUGGUUCAGGUUUCGUAUGCCAUCGGUGUGGCUCACCCUCUGUCCAUCUCUGUGUUCCACUAUGGAACUUCCACCAGGGAGGAGGAUGAACUGCUGCAGAUCGUCAACAACAACUUUGACCUCAGGCCUGGGGUAAUUGUCAAAGAGCUGGGUCUGAAGCGGCCUAUCUACCAGUCCACUGCCUGCUAUGGACACUUCGGCCGGGACGAGUUCCCCUGGGAGAAGCCCAAGCCACUGCAGUUCUGAUGGAAACAACCACUCUUAUCACCUGGCUGUUUUUUGUAAAUCUGACUGAAAAAUAACACUAUCAGAUAAAAAGUGUAAAGCCUUUCUCUUUAUGAUUGAACAUGUAAUUGUCAACUGUGAAUCAUGGGCCAAAUUCUAUCUUUUAUCUUACUGAAAAUAUAAAUUGACGUUUCAGCAACACUG